Molecule: messenger RNA, 699 nt
Organism: Cryphonectria parasitica EP155
Lineage: Eukaryota; Fungi; Ascomycota; Sordariomycetes; Diaporthales; Cryphonectriaceae
Exons: 3
Coding region: 1-699 (232 amino acids)
Source: RefSeq, a predicted model, not a curated record
AUGGACCUAAGGAGCAUAGCCAAGACUCACCAUCUCCAUGAGAUCUCUCCUGAAGGCUGGGCAUACCUUGUCCAACGCGGUCAGGUUGACAACCGCUACACACCCAUCAGCCAGGGAUAUCGUGUCAUAGACGAGGUGGCGGAUAUGCCCGUUGGCAAUAUACCCACCCGCUGGGCUAUUUCCACCAGCGAGGUCGCCAGGAACGAUAUUUCCUCUAGCGAGGAUGAGGCGCGUCCCCAGGGUAAGGUCAAGGGCAAGACAAAGGAGUCUCCUAAGCGCAGAGCUCCGAGACCUGCAUUGCCGAUGGCCUCAUCCUCAAAUGCUCGAGAGGUUCGCAAAAUUUGGACCGCAGAAGAGGAGCGUCUUCUUGUGCGGCUUCGCUGCGAGGGUCUUCCCUACCAUGUCAUCGCCCAGAAGCACCUCAAGCGGAAGCUCAAGGCCUGCCAGCUCAAGUUCGCGAAGCUGAAGACUGUUUCGCCCCACAAGCAAUUGUGGGAGCAGGCCAAAGCGAAGCGGUUUGAGUUUGGGAAUCAAAUCGACGGCGAGUACGAGGACGAGGACGACCAAGAGGAGUGCGAGUACGACUCUGGUUACGGCAACGGAGAGGAUAGCGACGAUGGCGGCGUUGGUGGCUGCUCGUCGCACAGCGGACAAGGCCGGGAUGGCCAGGAUGGUGCACAGGCUGCCUUGGUCCGUUGA